CGAAGAAAUUCGAAAAUUGAUUCAAUUCACCCGAAGAACAUUGGUGUUGAAGAUGUUAUCCAUGUUGGAAUCACCGCGAGAGGUCCGAUACAUUGAAUUCCGACGUUAUUAACCAAAACAUCGAUCUGACCAUACUCUGCUCCGAUGGAACUUUGAUCUCCUCCACACACACACACAAAAAAAAAAAACUUGGGAUCUUUCUCCAAAUCGAUCAUCGUCCUCUGCGAUCGACUCGUCGCCAUCACUCGAAAUUUAAAAGCUUCUUCGAGUAUUUCUUGCUCUUAUUACACGACGAAUCGUUGUUUUCGCAGCUUUCAGAGACAGAAACGAGUGUGUGUAAAAAAAGUAUGGAAGAUAGAGAGAAUGCAAAGAAGAGACUAGUGUUUGUGACUGUAGGAACAACAAGUUUCGAUGCUCUUGUGAAAGCAGUCGUGACUCAACAUGUUCAAGACGAGUUGCUCAAGAGAGGAUGCACUCAUCUUCUCAUUCAGAUGGGUCGUGGUACCUUUUUCCCAACUAAGUGUGAUGGAGCGGAUGGAUCAUUAGUUGUGGAUUACUUCACAUUUUCCUCAAGUAUCGCAGAUCAUAUUCGAUCUGCAUCUCUUGUUAUUAGUCACGCUGGAUCCGGAAGCAUAUUUGAGACACUAAAGCUAGGGAAACCAUUGAUUGUGGUAGUGAACGAAGAUCUUAUGGACAAUCAUCAAUGUGAAUUAGCUGAAGCACUCGAAGAGAGGAAGCACUUGUACUACACUCGUCCUCACACUCUUCAUCAAACCUUGACGAAAAUGGAGUUGGAGUCUCUGGUUCCAUAUACUCCAGGGGACGGAACCCCUGUUGCCCGCAUC
Camelina sativa (false flax) is the source of this 845-nucleotide messenger RNA. RefSeq lists its product as uncharacterized. The record is from RefSeq and is a predicted model, not a curated record. Gene Ontology annotation, biological process: dolichol-linked oligosaccharide biosynthetic process. Gene Ontology annotation, cellular component: UDP-N-acetylglucosamine transferase complex. Lineage: Eukaryota; Viridiplantae; Streptophyta; Magnoliopsida; Brassicales; Brassicaceae. Gene Ontology annotation, molecular function: hexosyltransferase activity.